Caenorhabditis sp. 36 PRJEB53466 is the source of this 655-nucleotide messenger RNA. The record is from the annotation of a GenBank genome assembly. NCBI's taxonomy places the organism in Eukaryota, Metazoa, Nematoda, Chromadorea, Rhabditida, Rhabditidae.
AUGGUUUUCGAUCCGAGAACGUUGGAUAAUCCGAAGGAAAUCAGUGCCUACAGAGAUCAAAGAUACUCGGUACGUCUUUUUGAUUUUGAUUCCAAUGCGCAUUGAUUCGUUUCAGGGUUCAGUGAAGGAUCAGGAGAAUGCUCUGCGCAACUCGUGCACUUUGUACGUCGGAAAUCUGUCGUAUUACACGAGAGAAGAUCAAGUUUACGAGCUGUUCGGCCGGGCCGGAGACGUACGGAGAGUGAUUAUGGGACUGGAUCGAUUCAAGAAAACACCGUGCGGAUUCUGCUUUGUCGAGUGGGUUAUUCAAUCGAUAUAUCAAUUGUAUUCACUUUGUUUACAGGUUCUACACUCGGGAAGACGCCGAAGUGGCUCUGCAGAACGUAUCGAACACAAGGCUGGACGAUCGGAUCAUCCGUGCCGACUGGGAUGCCGGAUUUGUCGAAGGAAGACAGUACGGAAGAGGAAAACACGGAGGACAGGUAGGCGACCAUCGGAAAGAGGAAUAAUAUGGGCGAGUUUGUCAGGUCCGUGAUGAGUAUCGCAAGGACUUCGAUCCCGAGAGAGGAGGUUACAACAGGGUGCUCGCUAUGAGAGGUAAUUGAUCCGAUCGAAGCCAUUGUGCUGAAUUCAAGCUGUUGCAGGCGAUCGCUGA